Messenger RNA from Aspergillus mulundensis, 1083 nucleotides. RefSeq lists its product as uncharacterized. NCBI's taxonomy places the organism in Eukaryota, Fungi, Ascomycota, Eurotiomycetes, Eurotiales, Aspergillaceae. The record is from RefSeq and is a predicted model, not a curated record. The transcript is spliced from 3 exons. Bases 1 to 1083 code for a protein of 360 amino acids.
AUGGCUCUAACUCAUAGAGGUGGUGCUAUGAUAGCAAUCGUGACGGUGCUGGUUGCCUUAUCCCUUGCUGCUGUUCUUCUUCGGAUUCUUGCUCGAUACAGAAGGAGAGUUCGGUUUGGCAUGGACGACUAUCUUUGUUUCCUUUCCGCCAUAUUGCUUCUCGGAAUGCUUGUUGAGCUCGUCUUGUGGGUGCUAAUUGGAGGUAACGGCUCUCACCAGGCAGACUUGAGCGAGGAAACAAUCCAGAACUUCUACAAGAUCUUCCUAGCAAACCAAUUUACCUACUUUGCCCUCAGCCCGCUCACCAAAAUCUCCUUUGUCUGCUUCUACCGCCGCGUCUUCACAAUCCCUUCCUUCCAGUGGACCUCGCUCGUUAUGAACAUGAUAAUCGCCCUCUGGGGCGCCGCCAUCUUCGUCGCCUGUGGCCUCCAAUGCCGCCCCCUAAGCGCGUACUGGGACCACACCAUAACCGGCACCUGCUUCGACAGCACUAAGUUCAUCAUCGUCAAUCAAGUCUUCAAUGUCCUCGUGGACUUUGCCAUCCUCGCCCUCCCAAUCCCAAUGAUCUGGAACCUCCAACGCUCGUGGCAAGACAAGCUCGCGCUGAAUGGAGUCUUUGCCAUCGGCGGUAUCGUCUGCCUUGCCUCUAUCUACCGCAUCGUCGUGCUCUUCUGGAUCGACCCCGCGGACGUUACAUACACAGUAUACAAAGCAACGCUAUGGACACACAUCGAGCCGUCCAUAGGUCUGACAUGCUCCUGCCUCCCCAUCAUUCGUGGCUUGUUCCCGCAGUUCAAGCUAUCAGGGGCUCGCCAGGACAACGCAGCGUACUAUGUCCCGACAGACCGAACCGAUACCUCGAUCUCCCAGAUCCCCCUCUCAGCCGCAAAGUCGCCUGCUUCGGAGAAAUUCUUUGCAUUCAAGCUUGAGGAGCGCGCGGAUAGGUCCCUCUCACUUUCUCGCUCUCCUCGUGAUAUCUCUAGCUUCCAGAGUCCUCCAAGCCCGCUGGCUAUUGAGGUUCGCACGGAAAUCGAUGUCGUGCAGAAUAGCGGGCAGUCCAUUCGAUCGCAUAAUCAAGUUUGA